AUGACUGUACAGUUAAGGGCCUCCUAUCUUUUCCCCCUUUUCCUAGCUGGCUUCAUGCAGUCAAAUUCUAAGCUGGAGAAGUAUGCGGGCAAGCAUGUCCUUUUUGUCAAUGUGGCCACCUAUUGUGGUCUGACAGCCCAAUAUCCUGAACUGAGUGCACUUCAGAAGGAGCUGAAGCCCUUUGACCUAGUUGUGUUGGGCUUUCCCUGCAACCAAUUUGGAAAGCAAGAACCAGGAGAGAACUCAGAGAUCCUUCUGGGACUGAAGUAUGUCUGUCCAGGAGGAGGAUAGGUACCUAAUUUCCAGCUUUUUGAGAAAGGGGAUGUGAAUGGCGAAAAAGAGCAGAAAGUCUUCACCUUCUUGAAGCAAUCCUGUCCUCAACCUUCUGAACUCAUGGGCUCAAUCAAACAUAUAUCCUGGGAACCCAUCAUGGCCCAUGACAUCCGCUGGAAUUUUGAAAAGUUCCUGGUGGGACCUGAUGGAGUCCCUGUCAUGCGCUGGUUCCAUCAGGCUCCAGUCAGUACAGUCAAGUCAGAUAUUCUGGCAUACCUGAAACAGCUCAAAACCAAAUAG
Molecule: messenger RNA, 573 nt
Organism: Lipotes vexillifer (Yangtze River dolphin)
Lineage: Eukaryota; Metazoa; Chordata; Mammalia; Artiodactyla; Lipotidae
Gene: GPX5
Product: glutathione peroxidase 5
Exons: 5
Biological process (GO): response to oxidative stress
Molecular function (GO): glutathione peroxidase activity
Source: RefSeq, a predicted model, not a curated record